Messenger RNA from Xenopus tropicalis (tropical clawed frog), 1081 nucleotides. Its product is annotated as nicotinamide N-methyltransferase. NCBI's taxonomy places the organism in Eukaryota, Metazoa, Chordata, Amphibia, Anura, Pipidae. Bases 50 to 850 code for a protein of 266 amino acids. The record is from RefSeq and is a predicted model, not a curated record. The transcript is spliced from 3 exons. Gene Ontology annotation, molecular function: methyltransferase activity; S-adenosylmethionine-dependent methyltransferase activity. Gene Ontology annotation, biological process: S-adenosylmethionine metabolic process.
GAUAUUUAAGCAACAAUCAUCAUUUCAGCUUUGUGAGGAAAGUAACAACAUGGCAACUGACUACACAGGCGCAGAUGUUUAUCAGAAGGAAUUUGAUCCUCGGAGUUAUUUAGAAACAUACUAUAACCCCAAGUCAGGCCUUCUGGUAAAGGAUGGCUAUCUGAAUUUUGCUUUGAAAAAAUAUCAUGAGACAUUUACUGUGCAUGGAGUGAAGGGGGAAACACUUAUUGACGUUGGCCAUGGACCAACAAUUUAUCAGGACCUUUCUGCAUGCGAAUCCUUCAGAGAGAUCAUUGGUGCUGAAUACACUGACCGUAACCGCGAGUACUAUGAAAAAACCCUGAGAAAUGAACCAGGAAUAUUUGACUGGACAAGUGUUAUACAAGCAGUCUGUGACCUGGAGGGAAAGGGUACAACAGUGGAAGAGAAGAGAGAAAAACUGAAAAACACAGUGAAAAAGACUAUCAAAUGUGAUGUAACUAAAAGCAAUCCUGUGGCACCUCUUGUAUUGCCCAAAGCUGACUGUGUAAUGGCUAAUUUUUGUCUGGAUGCUGCAUGUAAAGAUCUGGAUAGUUAUUGUAAUGCCCUUAAUAACAUUUCAUCUUUACUUAAAGUAGGGGGGCAUUUAAUAAUUGUUGAGGUUCUUAACUCUACCUUUUACUGGGUUGGAGGCAAAAGGUUUUCUAGCGUAGCCCAUAAUGAUGAUUUUAUAAGAGGUGCUAUAACUAAUACCGGUUAUGCUAUAAUAGACCUGGAGGUUUUUCCCAGAAAGUAUGAUGAAGAGCAGUACAAUAUCUGUGGUCAUGACUCAACCAUAUUUGUUCUUGCACGCAAACUGAGGGAUAUUUAGGUUGGAGAGGACAGUAUAGUAUACAGUAUAUAACUGCUUAUGUGUAUUCUCUACCAAGGCUGAUUUCUUUAUACCUUCAGUCAUAAACAAUAUAAUACAUAUUCUGAACUGAUAUAAUAAUUCCUGCUUUGUUUACAAUUCAGUUUAUGUUUGAGUAAUGCCACUUUCAUCUAAAUGAUUAAACAUUUAUUUUCUCUUUUGUAUUGUCAAAUAAAAACCAGUGUAAAAAAA